Molecule: messenger RNA, 2664 nt
Organism: Dreissena polymorpha
Lineage: Eukaryota; Metazoa; Mollusca; Bivalvia; Myida; Dreissenidae
Product: 5-hydroxytryptamine receptor 2B-like
Exons: 1
Coding region: 117-1070 (317 amino acids)
Biological process (GO): G protein-coupled receptor signaling pathway
Cellular component (GO): membrane
Molecular function (GO): G protein-coupled receptor activity
Source: RefSeq, a predicted model, not a curated record
GCCAAGAAAUACACGAAUCCUUUUUGAGUAAUCUAGACCGACAUUCAGCAACGUUCUCUGCCAUUCUUGCAAUCUGGACAUGUGCGAUAAAUUCAUUAAUUAUAGUCCUAUGUUCGAUGUGCUCGUCGACCAAACACGAUGCCAUUUAUGUUCAAAUAAUCAACUUUUGCGUUUCAAAUAUUCUCACUGGUAUUUUCAUACUUCCGCUUACGGUUUAUCAGAUCUUACAUGUUUGGGAACUAGGACAAAUUGUAUGUAGAAUUUUCGUAGUCUCUGACAUCGUGCUACCGUUCGUUUCAACUAUUAUUAUAAUCAACAUAACUUGCGAUAGACUUUUGGAUAUAACUCACCCUGUUCUACAUGCGUGGCUGUUCCAAAAGUCACUUUUGAAGGUGAUCGUUUUGACACCCUGGAUAGUAGCGGUUAUAACAGUAAUCCCAGUUUGGACAUCUGGACUCAUGCCACAUGGACAAGUUGAAUACGGAUGCUUUAUUUUGAUGUCAGAAGAGAGUGGAAUUUUGUGCACAGUACUGACCUAUUUUAUUCCGUUAAUUGUUAUCGUGAUUCUGACAUUCCAACUGAUAUUGUCGAAACUUCAACGAAGCGACGUAACUAACUGUUCAACAAACACCAAUAGGAACACGUGUGAUAACAAUCUAUUAGCUAUCGCCGAGGUUACUUCUACUACAAAAACAAUACCUGAGCAUUACUCCAACACCGACAAUGCUCACCUGGCUACGAGUAAUGCUGAUUCGGGCUCAAAACGUGCAACGGCCGGUAACAAACCUGUAGAUAUAGUAACUGUGUGUUCGGUAAACAUUGUUUACGCCACGAUGUGGUUCCCUUUCCAGUGUGUAAGCAUUGUUUACACCCUAUGUGAUUCGAGUUAUUGCUCCCUGUCGCCGGAGCUUACUCAGGUUGUAACACUCUUGGCCGCAGCCAGUGCAGGGGUGGUGCCACUAAUAUGGCUUCACGACCAGAAACUGAAGGGCAAUAUAAAACGCAUCUGUGGCAAACAAACGACCACGAAUCUUCAAGAUAGCGUGGCUAGUGGAGAGACAUAUGUUUAACAGAUUGAUACAACCGUAUAAUGCACUGUAAACUGUACUAUGUUCAAAACGUUAUUCAAAAAACUUUAUUCAGAGUCAUGCCUCUGUAUGAGAAGGACAAUUCGUUGUUCGAAGUGAAAGAUGGCGGACAAGAGGAACUGUGAAAACUUCGAAGACACAGCGAAAUCUACACCUAAUAAUAUGCAGUCGCCUCAGAGCCUCAGAUACACAUGCACGUUGUAAAAGCAAGUCAACGUAUCAGUGCAUUCGAGCCAGCGAUGUUAUUAAAAAAAAAUAUGUUGAUCAAAAUGUAUCGCGGCUUCAUCGUGGGUAUAGACCAUGUAAUAUGCCGACGAUCCUAAAUAUUGAUUUUGUUUUUUCAGUGUAAACACAAUAUAAACGUUAAUGUAAAUGAAUGAAAAAAAUUCUCAAUUCGAAAGCAUAAUCUCCUUAAUAGAACAAAACCGUAAAUAAUGAAAUAAUGCUUGAAAAGAAAUUAAAGCGACUUUCCUGAGGCAGGACACAUUUUUAUCGACAUCAGAUAAUACAAGAAGAGUGCUUAGAAGGGAAGUGGGAAUGUUAUUACAUGUUUAACCAAGACGUUGAAGGACUCAGAGCGGAAAAAUGUUCAUCGCCGGCAUUCGUGGAAUGAUAUAUCGAUAUGUGUAUUGGGCCAAAACAAAUGUUCUCAGAUAAAUUUACUGCAACAAGUGGAAAAAUGGGCCAUGUCUGAAGGGAAGCGGACAACGACAACGAGCGAGGCCUGGUAUUGUAAUGCUCAUGGGGGUAGGGGGGUGUUAGAGGAUUAGGGUAAGGGUUAGGGUAAGCGGACAACGAUAACGAACGUGGCCUGUUAUUGUAAUGCUCCUUGGGGUUAUCUUCCAAAACGACUCAUAUGUUAAGAUAGUGUGGUAUAUAACAAUAAUCCAAUUAAAAUCGUUUACAUGUUUAAUGAAUACGAAUGUAAAGCAGCGGUUGCUAAUAUACACUUCUCAAAUACUUAAUCAGCAGCGGGUAAGGCGAUGGCAAUUUUGUUUACUGCUACGAAAGCUUUGAAUGUACAUAUAAACAUCAUGUCACAUCUGUUUAAUACCGAUGUCGCCUCUAUUCUUAAUUAUGGUAGCGAGUCGUGGAGGCGGAAAAUAUUGAGCGACUUCAGCGCAUAGUCGGUAAAUGGGUUUAAAAUUCGAAAACUUUACCCGGUGUAUAAAUGUUGGUAUUUAAAAACGUUCAAAAUUAGUAAACAUUUUUAACGUAAGAUCUGUAUUUAAACUGUACUUUUCGUAUAAAGUUGUGACCUUAUUUGUAAGUAAUAGGCAUCCAGCGUUGGAAAACUUAUUACAGAAUCAGGUUUGAAUGAUUUUUACAAAUAUCAAGAUUCUAUGAAUAUAAACAUUUUAAUAAUACGUUUUUGCAAUAGAUAUAAGUUGUUUUAAUUGUAAAAUGGCGAAUUAAUGGUAUAUAAGCAAUACACUUUAACCUCACGUUUACAAAUGAAGAUUAAGUAUGUUAAAAUGUUUACAAUUAUUGAAUUGGACCAGAAAAAACUGUAUUGAUGAUAUUGGUAAUUUCUUUAUCAAUUCAUGAACUUUGAGCUAAGUAUAUGUAUAUAUAU